AAAAAAAAGAACAGCACAACCACAGCCAACCACCGCCAAAACCAACCCAGAAGAACCUUCAAACAUCAAAAUACAUACAUAACAAUAAGAACACAGAAAGCAAAGAAAGAGGAUGAAAGAGAAAGAAUAGAUGAACAACCGAAGCACCAACAGACCAAGGACCAAGAGACCGACAACCAGUCUUCACACACUCCUCAUCAUCCUGACCAUCAUCCAAGCCCAAACAUGGCUCGUCCUCGGAUCGAAGGAGCAGAAGUUCAAGGCUCAAGGAUUGUUCGAGUUGGCCGACUUGGGACUCAAUAAUCUCGAUGGAAUCAUCAUCGCUAUCGGUGACUCGAACGCCGAUCAAUUUCGGGAUAUCUUCACUCUCAGUAGUGACCAACGUUCGGUUAACUUACAUCUAUGGAACCAUCAACUCUAUCAAUUCGUCUCGGUCCCGGAAAACCCAGUAAUCCCAAAAACCGUCGGAGGAUUUGUGAUCACGAACAUCAUUGCGACGGACAUAAAUUAUGAUGGAAGAUUGGAUAUCUUAGUUAUGGGAAACUCCGAUCCGAGCGAUCUUGAAGGGACGUUGAAGAUGGAGGUAUGGUAUGGCCGAGAUGGGACGAGCUUUGGCCCAGGGAUCCCGAUUGCCUCGUCGCUAGCAGCCCAUCCAUUGGUGCUUGAUUCGCAAGGAACGAUGACGAUGGAUUUGUUAGGCCUCCCAUCCAGUCUGCCGUCGGUCUUCAAAGUCUGGAAGAACAUGGCCUCCGGAUCCAGUCAUUCCAACAGCUCCACUCCCUUCUCCAUCGCAGAUCCUCCGUUCAACUCUCCCAUCAAUUGCAAACUUCCAAAUCCUCACAGUAGCACAUUUAUCGACCUAGAUGGGGAUUGUCUUGCCGAUAUCUUCUUGGUUUGUGAGGAUGGAGCGGGUGACCAGAGUUACCAGAUCUGGCUGAACAACAAAGCCGCCGGGUUUUCGUUAGCCCGACGAGGUAAUUUACCAUGGGGAACGAAGCAAGUGACGUUUGCGGAUAUGGAUCGGGACGGGACGAUCGACAUGGUCCUUUCCGUCUGUCCCUCUCCUGACACUUGCAAGGUUCAUGUGGCCUAUAACCAACAGAUCCCGCUCUGUACCUCCAGUCACUCCGCCCAACCCAAGUGUCGUGAUCCUCAGAAUCUGUGCACAGCCGACCCCGACUUCCGGUUCUCGUUUGACAGUGCCGACUCAGGCUUUACAACGAUGGACAUUGCCAAGCUUUUCCCGGCCUUCAGAUUGGUGACCGAGUUAACGGGGUCGGAUUUCCAAGGCCCGAGCCCGGUGGGGGUCCAAACGGGAGACUACAACCUGGAUGGCUACCCGGACCUGCUUUUGAUAGUGGCGCCGAUGGGCGGCUCUUCCUCGGGAGGGAUCCGCGGAGUGCCAUGGUUACUAGAGAGCUUCGGAUGCACGUUGGAUGUUUGUAGCGGUCCCGAGACGGCCAAGCAUCGACGAACGUUCAGGCCUCUUUCGAAUGGCGCUGCCGCUUUGAAUACCAUCCAGGACGCUAAAUCCGCCUUCUUCCUCGACAUCAAUGAGGAUGGCAGCUUGGAUGUCGUCGUCCAAAGACAUGCUCCAUCCGCUUCUCCCUCCCAUCCCGCCGCUAGAUCGGUCUCCGUCUUCAAAAAUAACUUUUUCAAUGACGCGUUCUUUCUUAAAGCUAUCAUGCUCAAUGGCGCUUGCUCUUCUAGAUGUUCUGGGAAAGAUGGACAUGCUGAUUAUCGACCGUAUGGCGUUAAUUAUGCUGGUGCAACUUAUAAGUUUACGAUUCAAGAUACGUUUGGAGAACGACGAGCUACAGCAGUGGGUCAAGUUCCGUUUAAUAUAUACGCCUCCCCGACGACGCCGUACAGUUUUUUUGGGCUAGGACGAACGAACAACUAUGUGGAGAACAUGUACAUCGGCAGCACGCGACACCAAGGCGAGCAUUACAUCAACAUCGAAGGCCUGUUGCCCAACUCGCAACUGGUGGUGAUCCCCUACCAACCCAGCGGGGUGAGGUCGGUGGGCUCGUGGAAGAAGGAGCUCUAUCUUCAUCCCGCCGAUUGGAUUCCUUGGGUCUCCAUCUCCCUGGCCAUCGCUACUCUCGUCCUCGCUGUCAUCGUCGUCGUCCUUCAUGUUAAUGAAAAGCGCGAAGACGAACGUGAACGGAGACGGAAAGCUCAUACCAUCAACUUCGAUGCCCUGUAAUCUUAACAAGAACAACAACAAGAAAAUGCUUAGUGGUAUUGUGAUUUUAUUUUUUUUAAAAAAAAACGAGUGUCUUAUGUGGGCAAAUCCGGGGAUUUGCGUGUGAUUAUCAUAGACAAGAAGUCUUCGUUGUUUGACUCAUCGAUAUAUAAGAUCUAGAAGAUGGCGGGGGGAGAUAAUUUGAGUGUGUUUCUGUAAGUGGAUUAUCAGAACAGAUAUCUAGAUGAGUUGAAGUACCCUCAAACAAGACGAUUUACGUGUGAGUUGAUGAGUCAG
Puccinia graminis f. sp. tritici CRL 75-36-700-3 is the source of this 2485-nucleotide messenger RNA. RefSeq lists its product as uncharacterized. Bases 131 to 2209 code for a protein of 692 amino acids. The record is from RefSeq and is a predicted model, not a curated record. The transcript is spliced from 13 exons. NCBI's taxonomy places the organism in Eukaryota, Fungi, Basidiomycota, Pucciniomycetes, Pucciniales, Pucciniaceae. Gene Ontology annotation, cellular component: plasma membrane.